Messenger RNA from Saccostrea cuccullata (small rock oyster), 1164 nucleotides. RefSeq lists its product as uncharacterized. NCBI's taxonomy places the organism in Eukaryota, Metazoa, Mollusca, Bivalvia, Ostreida, Ostreidae. The record is from RefSeq and is a predicted model, not a curated record. Bases 1 to 1164 code for a protein of 387 amino acids. Gene Ontology annotation, molecular function: ubiquitin protein ligase activity; zinc ion binding. The transcript has 3 exons.
AUGGCAACCAGAAAACUGGGCUCUCCUCAAAAGAAUACUGAAAUAUGUAAAACCCACAAUGCACCUGCUGAUGUGAUAUGUGAGGACUGUGAUAAAUUUAUAUGUGGUAGAUGUACAAAAACUGAUCAUAGAGAUCACGAUUGGAAAACUUUGCUUGCAGCAGCUAGCGAGAGGAGGAGUAGUCUGAUGAAAUUUCUGAAAAAGAUCAAGGAAGAAAAUCUGUGCAAGAUUGAAAAGAAGAUAGAGGCAGUAUCAAAACAAAUUGAUCACCAUGAUGUGAAAUCUACGCUGAACAAAACGAAGAACGAAAUUUCAGAGACAGUUAAGUUCAUAGAGGAGAACAACAUUAUUAUGUCCAAUUACAGCUUGAUUGACGCCCAUAGAGAACUGACAAAACUGAUGCCUGACCCGGUUGUUGAUUUGAAGAAUUGUGAACAUUCAAUAAGAUUCUGUAUUGGGAAAUUUGUUGAUAAGGAAUUGGAGAAUAUGGUUGGAAAAACUGUUGAUCUAGAUAUGAUCAAUCAUGGGAACAAUACCAUCUACUCUAUGUCACCUUUAGGCGUUCGAUCCUCCAGGGUCAUCGAAACAGAUCCACAGGUUCCAGUAGGAAUCUGUCAUUCAAUAGACGGCGGACUUCUUGUCACCUUUACAGAUCACGAACUAGAUUCACAUAGCAAGAGUUUGGUUAGGCACUUCACAGCGACAGGUGAGGUCAUCAAUGAAUAUGAGUACCAGGAGGACGGUCAGACCAGAAUGCUUGCAUGUCCAACUAAAAUUACACAGAACCGUAGAGGUGAUAUAUGUGUUGUGAACUACACAAGUGGCGAUACAGGUAAUAUUGUGAUUAUAUCUCCAUCUGGUCGUAUGAAGUCCGUCUACUGUGGACACAACUUAACGAAGAACUUUGUUCCAAGAGAUGUAGUGUGUGACUCCCUCUGUAACUUUCUGGUUACUGGCAUUAACAAUAACCAGAUCCAUCUUCUGGGUCCUGACGGGAAGUUCCUGAAGUUCUUACUGACAGACAAUGAAGUGAACCAACCAUAUUCGUUGUCCCUACACAAGUCUACUCCCUGGGUGGGAUACUCGUCUGGACUUGUCAGUGUUUCAGUACAGAAUAUAAAUGAAAUAGGCAUUCGUUUGAAUUAUUUUACUUAUAAUUCAUAA